Molecule: messenger RNA, 2502 nt
Organism: Marmota flaviventris (yellow-bellied marmot)
Lineage: Eukaryota; Metazoa; Chordata; Mammalia; Rodentia; Sciuridae
Gene: Cdh3
Product: cadherin 3
Biological process (GO): homophilic cell-cell adhesion; multicellular organism development; cell morphogenesis
Cellular component (GO): catenin complex; adherens junction; cytoplasm
Molecular function (GO): beta-catenin binding; calcium ion binding; cadherin binding
Source: RefSeq, a predicted model, not a curated record
AUGGGGUUCCUUAGUGGGCCUCUUGCGUCCCUCCUCCUACUACUGCAGGUUUGCUGGCUGCCGUGCGCGGCCUCGGAGCCGUGCCGGGUGGGCUUCGGGGAGUCUGAAGUGCCCUUAGAGGUUGGAGGCAAGGAGCCAGAGCCCAGCCAGGCGAUGAGAAAAGCUUUCACCGGCUGCCCUGAGGAGGAACUGGCCCUGCUUGGCACUGAUAACGACUUCCCUGCGCUGAACAGUGGAACAGUCCAGGUAAAACACCAGGGGCUUCUCUCCUUUCAGGAAAGGAAAACACUGAAGGUCUCCCAAUCCAAACGCAUCUUACGAAGACGCAAGAGAGAAUGGGUGGUCCCGCCAAUAUCUGUCCCUGAGAAUGGCAAGGGUCCCUUCCCCCAGAGGCUAAAUCAGCUCAAAUCCAAUAAAGACAGGGGCACCAAGAUUUUCUACAGCAUCACAGGGCCUGGGGCAGACAGCCCCCCUGAGGGCAUCUUCACCAUAGAGAAGGAGACAGGCUGGUUGUUAUUGAAUAAGCCACUGGACCGGGAAAAGAUCGCCAAGUAUGAGCUUUUUGGCCAUGCUGUGUCAGAGAAUGGUGCCUCGGUGGAGGAGCCCAUGAAUAUCUCCAUCAUCGUGACAGACCAGAAUGACCACAAGCCCAACUUCACCCAGGCUGUCUUCAGAGGGAGUGUCAUGGAGGGUGUACUCCCUGGUACUUCAGUGAUGCAGGUAACAGCCACAGAUGAGGAUGAUGCCAUCAACACCUACAACGGGGUGGUUGCCUACUCCAUCCAUAGCCAGGAACCAAAGGACCCACACGACCUCAUGUUCACUGUCCACCGAAGCACAGGCACCAUCAGUGUCAUUUCCAGUGGCCUGGACCGUGAGAAAGUCCCUGAAUACACACUGACCAUCCAGGCUACAGACAUGGAUGGAGAUGGCUCCACUACCACAGCAGUGGCAAUAGUGGAAAUCCUUGAUGCCAAUGACAAUGCUCCUGUGUUCAACCCCCAGAAGUAUGAAGCCCGGGUGCCAGAAAAUGCAGUGGGCCAUGAGGUGCAGAGGCUGACAGUGACUGAUCUGGAUGCCCCCAACUCAACAGCGUGGCAUGCCAUCUACCGCAUUGUGGGAGGUGACGAUGGGGACCAUUUUACCAUCACCACCCACCCUGAGAGCAACCAGGGCAUCUUGACAACCAGGAAGGGCUUGGAUUUUGAGGCCCAAAACCAGCACACCCUAUAUGUAACAGUGACCAAUGAGGCUCCCUUUGUGGUGAAACUCCCAACCUCCACAGCCACCAUAGUGGUCCAUGUGGAGGACGUGAACGAGGCCCCUGAGUUUGUCCCACCCUCCAAAGUCAUUGAGGCCCAAGAAGGUAUCUCCACUGGGGAGGCUAUCGGCAUCUACACUGCACAGGACCCUGACAAGGAGGAUCAAAAGAUCAGCUACCACAUCAUGAGAGACCCAGCAGGAUGGCUAGCAAUGGACCCAGACAGUGGACAAAUCACUGCUGCAGGCAUCUUGGACCGUGAGGAUGAGCGGUUUGUGAAGAACAACGUCUAUGAAGUCAUGGUUUUGGCCACAGACAAUGGAAGCCCUCCCACCACUGGCACAGGAACUCUUCUCCUAACACUUACUGACAUCAACGACCAUGGCCCAAUUCCUGAGCCCCGUCAAAUCAUCAUCUGCAACCAAAGCCCUGUGCCUCAAGUGCUGAACAUCACAGACAAGGACCUGUCCCCCCACUCCUCCCCUUUCCAGGCCCAGCUAACACAUGACUCGGAUAUCUACUGGAUGGCAGAAGUCAGUGAAAAAGGAGAUACAGUGGCCUUGUCCCUAAAGAAGUUUCUGAAGCAAGACACAUACGAUGUGCACCUUUCUCUCUCUGACCAUGGUAACAAGGAGCAGCUAACAGUGAUCAGUGCCACUGUGUGCGACUGCCGUGGCCAUGUGGACACCUGCCCCAUACCCUGGAAGGGCGGUUUCAUUCUCCCUGUCUUGGGGGCUGUCCUGGCUCUGCUACUCCUCCUGCUGGUGCUCCUCUUAUUGGUGAGAAAGAAGCGGAAGGUCAAAGAGCCCCUUCUGCUCCCAGAAGAUGACACCCGUGACAAUGUUUUCUAUUAUGGUGAAGAGGGUGGUGGUGAAGAGGACCAGGAUUAUGAUAUCACCCAACUCCACCGGGGUCUAGAGGCCAGGCCUGAGGUAAUUCUCCGCAAUGAUGUUGCACCAACCUUCAUCCCUACACCCAUGUACCGGCCCCGGCCAGCCAACCCGGAUGAAAUUGGCAACUUCAUCAUUGAGAACCUGAAGGCCGCCAACACAGACCCUGCAGCCCCACCGUACGACUCCCUACUAGUGUUCGACUACGAGGGCAGUGGCUCUGAUGCUGCCUCCCUGAGCUCCUUGACCUCCUCGGCCUCUGACCAAGACCAGGAUUAUGAUUAUCUGAACGAGUGGGGCAGUCGCUUCAAGAAGCUGGCGGACAUGUACGGAGGCGGUGAGGAUGACUAG